AUGGCAGACGCCGAUGCCCCAAAUACUUCCUCUGUGGAAGAGCAACCUCAGCCUUUCAAUGCAACCAAACUUGAACCUGCUAAGAAACGCAAGAGAUCAAGGUCGCCUUCUAAUCCUGCCCCAAAGCGUGUCGACUCUCGUACAGAAUCCGGAGGACAUGCCUCGCCUUCGAACUCUCUAAAGCGCCAGCGUACGCCGUCGCCUCAGCCUCAGCCUCGAAAGCAGAAGCGACCUGGUCAGCGAGCUCGAAUUACAGAUGCGGAGCGCGAACACAUUAAGCAAAGGCAGUUGGAACGCGAGAAGGAGUUAGAAACUGCGGUUGUCAAGCAAGGAACAAUUCACGAUGCUGUUAAGCAGCAUUAUAAUGCGGUUCCAGAGCGAGGCCGAGACUGGCGCAAAACGGACAGUCGUAUCAAGGGCCUUCGGAGUUUUAAUAAUUGGGUGAAGAGUACGAUCAUUCAGAAAUUCUCUCCAAACGAAGACUAUACUCCCGGAGCACAAGAACGCGGCGGUAUGGUUUUUGCAGAGGGUCCCCCACCUAAAGGCCUUCUGGUUCUUGACAUUGGAUGUGGGAAGGGCGGAGAUUUAGGAAAGUGGCAGCAAGCACCUCAAAACGUAGAACUUUAUGUUGGCCUUGACCCAGCUGAUGUCUCCAUCGACCAGGCCAAGGAAAGGCAUCGCCAGAUGGCAAGUCGUGGUAGGGGUGGCAGAGGUGGGAGAGGCCGGGGAGGAUAUGACAAUAGAGCGCCGCCCCGAUUGUUCCAGGGAGAAUUUUAUACGCAGGAUUGCUUCGGAGAAUCUAUUGAAAAGGUACCACUUGUUAGGGAUGUUGGCUUUGACCCCUCUGGCGGACCUUCAAGAUUUGGUGGUGGUGGAUUUGAUGUGGUCAGCAUGAUGUUCUGCAUGCAUUAUGCGUUCGAGAGCGAAGAAAAGGCGCGAUGCAUGCUUAAGAAUGUUGCGGGCGCACUGAAGAAAGGAGGCCGAUUCCUUGGAUGCAUACCCAAUUCAGAUGUCAUUAGUGAGAAAGUCCGGGAAUUCAACGCUCGCAUAGCUCCGAAGCCCGAUGAGGAGAAACCUGGGGAGAAUGGCGACGAUGCAGAGAGCAAGGCACUAGUAGAGCGGGAGGAAGGCGAGGCUGAUGACACUGCUGAAUGGGGAAAUGAUAUCUAUCGCGUUCGCUUUCCUGGCAAGACGCCAGCGGAUGGCAUCUUUCGACCACCUUUCGGACAAAAGUACAACUAUUUCCUCCAUGAGGCGGUCGAAGAGGUCCCUGAGUACGUUGUUCCUUGGGGGGUCUUCCGUUCGCUUGCCGAAGACUACAAUCUGGAAAUGCAAUACCACAAGUCUUUCGACGAGGUCUGGAAGACGGAGAAGGAUGACGAGAUAUUGGGUCCACUGAGUGAGCGUAUGGGCGUCAGGGAAAGGGGCCGCGGCCCACUUCUCGUUAGUGAUGAGGAGAUGGAAGCUGCUAGCUUUUAUGUGGCCUUCUGUUUCUACAAGGUGUGA
Messenger RNA from Venustampulla echinocandica, 1506 nucleotides. RefSeq lists its product as uncharacterized. The transcript has a single exon. Gene Ontology annotation, molecular function: mRNA 5'-cap (guanine-N7-)-methyltransferase activity. The record is from RefSeq and is a predicted model, not a curated record. Lineage: Eukaryota; Fungi; Ascomycota; Leotiomycetes; Helotiales; Pleuroascaceae. Gene Ontology annotation, biological process: 7-methylguanosine mRNA capping. Gene Ontology annotation, cellular component: nucleus. The coding region runs from base 1 to 1506 and encodes 501 amino acids.